CACACAUUUUCUUGUUGUUGUUCACUGAUUUCUCUCUCUCUCUUUCCCACACCUUUUCUCUCCUUUUUUCAAGAGUUUUCUUUCUGUGUAAUCUUUGGAUUAAAUUCUGUCCAUUCCACCUGCCCUCUCAAUAUCUUUUGGGCGUGUUUGCGUGGAAAACGGAACGAGUCAAAAACAGCCGAAAAAGUCAGUUUUCCCCUUAUCCGUCUAUCGGGAAACAUGCCCGUCUCUCGUGCUGAUGCAACAUGCUUGAACCGUAAUACGAAACAACGUCGUCUCGAACCAUUGGUCACCCUUGACUCUAGGGAUUACGGUAGUUGGCGUAAUGCUUCCAGCCCAUCAGCUUCUCCGAGUACCUCCAACAAAAGUCCACCGGUAUUUCAGGCUGAAAAGAAGAGAGUGCAUUGGCGGAAAUGA
This is a messenger RNA of Caenorhabditis remanei, 417 nucleotides long. RefSeq lists its product as uncharacterized. The annotation marks the transcript as partial. The record is from RefSeq and is a predicted model, not a curated record. NCBI's taxonomy places the organism in Eukaryota, Metazoa, Nematoda, Chromadorea, Rhabditida, Rhabditidae. The transcript is spliced from 2 exons.